This is a messenger RNA of Gilbertella persicaria, 432 nucleotides long. Its product is annotated as 50S ribosomal protein L13. Gene Ontology annotation, molecular function: mRNA binding; structural constituent of ribosome. The transcript is spliced from 3 exons. Gene Ontology annotation, cellular component: mitochondrial large ribosomal subunit; ribosome. NCBI's taxonomy places the organism in Eukaryota, Fungi, Mucoromycota, Mucoromycetes, Mucorales, Choanephoraceae. Gene Ontology annotation, biological process: translation; negative regulation of translation. The record is from RefSeq and is a predicted model, not a curated record. Bases 1 to 432 code for a protein of 143 amino acids.
AUGUCUCAAGCUAUUGGCAAUACUGCACUUGCAUACGCCCGUGUUUGGCAUGUCGUUGAUGCAAAGCAAAGAGUGUUGGGUCGUUUAGCUACGAAUGUUGCUACCACUUUAAUGGGAAAGCAUAAACCCAUCUAUGAUCCUGCAGCUGAUUGUGGUGAUUAUGUGGUUGUCAUUAACGCCAAAGAUAUCCUCGUUUCAGGCAAGAAAGCAGAACAAAAAUUAUAUCGUCACCACACAAUGCAUCCUGGUGGAUUAAAGGAAAUCAACUUUGAGAAUUUACAAGCAAAAGAUGCUACUGAACCUAUUCGUAAGGCAGUAUCUGGCAUGUUGCCCAAGAACAAACUUCGUCAAGUGCGUUUGGAUCGUUUAAAAAUCUUUGAAGGCAGUGAACAUCCAUAUGAAGCCAACAUUAUUAAACAACAUGGUGUAUAG